Carassius auratus (goldfish) is the source of this 12525-nucleotide messenger RNA. RefSeq names its product protein phosphatase 2, regulatory subunit B'', alpha (gene ppp2r3a). The record is from RefSeq and is a predicted model, not a curated record. Gene Ontology annotation, molecular function: calcium ion binding; protein phosphatase regulator activity. The coding region runs from base 8956 to 12525 and encodes 1189 amino acids. The transcript has 15 exons. Gene Ontology annotation, cellular component: protein phosphatase type 2A complex. NCBI's taxonomy places the organism in Eukaryota, Metazoa, Chordata, Actinopteri, Cypriniformes, Cyprinidae. Gene Ontology annotation, biological process: protein dephosphorylation.
UGAAUAACAGUUACUUGCCCUGUACAUUUAAGUAGAAGUUACGCGUGGUUGUCAAAUAAAACGUCUUCGUGACUUAAAGGGAAGGGCUGAAGUUCAAACAGACUUUAUUAUCGAAGUUGGGCGUUGAGGAAAGUCACGGUCGGUUGUUUUGAGACGAUAUCAGAGUUUCAUGGAUGUAUUGUUAUUGUGGAGUGAUUUACCGCAUCGCCUGUGUAUUAAACUCACGCGUGCAGUAAACUGACUGACUGCUGUACACGCCUGCUUUUAUUUGUAGCCUAUUCAACAGACACAUUCAAUUACGAUUGUUUGAAGGUUCGCUUUUGUACUAUGUGAUGUAUGUCACUUUCACUUGACUAAUGUGUUAAUUUACCAGAAUGACAGAAUUUUUAGCUUCCUUGUUACAUUUCUUAAGAGUUACAAGAUCUACAACUGUAAGAUGAAUGUGUAGCAUUCGUUUCCCUCCUCAAGCUACAUAAAUUGAAAACAAGUUAUGAACCGUUUCAUAGUUUGCUUUUGGCUGGAAGGGACAAGCAUUUGUUUUUGCUUUCACACUGUUCACCUAAAUGCUUAGUUGAUCUGAGGUGCUGUUAACUCAUUCUUGAGCAGUAGGAACUGGCACAGCACUUAUGUCCUGUGCAUCUUGGAAAGAUCAGAUCUCUGUCAUGCUGUCUUUAUAAAUAUCCCGGUGGGGUCUCUCUGCUGUGGGUGUAAUUGGGCAUCCCGCCUGCACUAAAUGCAUGCCUGUCCUGCUCGAAUGCAACCUUGAGCUGUGCUCUGUUCUUUGUCACUAGCCUGAUAACUUGACAGAUACUGAGAUGGGCAGUCUCGGGAUCGUUUCCUCUCUAAUUAGCCCAAAAUAGAUCUGGAUCAGAGCUAUGCGCUCCCUUGAAUUAAUCACUUCCUAAGUGCCAGAAUUGAUCGUUCUGGGUCAAUCACAGCCUGUUGUCCUAACACAAUAUUUUUUCCUCCUUCACAAGACUUAGUUAUUUAGCGGUACAAUAUGCAGAAAAUAUGCUUCCUACUGAAAUUGAAGUCAUUUGGCACUUGAUUUGAUUCCUGUCCACUCAUCCAGCCACUCUGGGACUGAAGGGGUCUGGUUGGCUUCCAACAAGCCACAGCGGCGUGCAUUGGUGAGGUUUUGGUCAGCUGUGGUUUUCGGCUCUUCCCAUUGUAUCCCAUCCCCACUGCUUGCUAUAGACCAAAGCUCAUUAAACUCCACAUGAAGGCCAGAGCUGAACCACUGACCCCUACAAUGAUGCUUUUUUGGGCACCUCCUACAGUAUAUGUGUGUGGUCCUGCACAGAAGUCUGCUUGCAUUUAGACAAAUAUAAUUUAGAGUGACACAUCUUGGAUAACAAUUGAUCGCAUGGGAUUUGAUUGUAAAUAUAUGCUGGUCUGUAAUUUUAAAUAGGUUUUUUUAUCUUUGGAAUGAUGCUCACCAAAGCUGCGUUUAUUUUAUUAAACAUAUGUUGAAGAAUAUUAGGAGAACUCCUUAGAAUAGUUCAGAAGACCUUUUUUAACCUAUUUCAUAUAUUUUUAAAUGUAAUAUAUUCCUGAGACAACAGCUAAAUUUUCAGUAGCCAUUAGUUCAGUCUUCAGUCUCACACGAUCCCUCAGAAUUUAUUUAUUAAUUUAUUUCAAACAGUUUUAGUGGAAUAUAUUACAGGAAAUAUAGUCUUUUUGAUUUUGUAUGCUAUAUGGUGACAUGUUGGGUAAGUUGUGGCUUAAUGUUUAGAGAGUUUGACUCCUCACCCUAAGGUUGUGGGUUCGAGUCUCGGUCUGGCAAUACCAUAACUGAGGUGCUCUUGAGCAAGGCUCCAAACCCUCAACUUAUCCCCGGGUGACACAGCAUAAAUGGCUUCCCACUCUUCCGAGUUUGUGUUCACUGCUGUAUGUGUGCACAUUGGAUGGGUUAAAUGCGGAGCACAAAUUCUGAGUAUGGGUGACUGUACUUGGUUGUAUGUAACAUCACUUUUAACAAAAUCAUGUUUAAAACACCAUUUGAAGGGUCUGAAAUGAACCCAGUCAGUGAUCUUUUGCAGUGCAUGUAGGCAAGCAUGCAGAAUUGCACUUACUCGUGAAGGCUUGCACGUAGCAAUUUCCGAGGCAUGCAAUUACCUUGCUUGCAUAGUCGAUCUGCUUCCGUUCAUUUUUGUUUUUAGUAAAGCAAUGCAAACCUCGUAAUUUUUAGAAACAUUUACUGGGCAGUACAGUCUAUUUCUGGGUUUUACUACUUGUUUUGUUUAAGAGCUCAAUUUAUACAAGGUUUUAAGUAGAGGGAAGUCAGGACUGCUUGAUCUGUGAAGGUCUUUUUGGAUGUAAACCGCUUCGGCCACAGAGUGCCUCGGAAGUAAACUGUCACAGACGGAGAGCUCUGCUAUAUGCUUGCAUGCUGUUGGUAUAAAUGGUUUCCCAUCAUGCAAGACAGGAAGUGACAGCUGGACCUAAGUGACUUUCAUGGAGGCCACACCUGGACAAGAUCCUCAGGACGAGCAGACAGCACUGACCAUCCCACGAAACCCCUCAAACUUCCAGCAGGGCCAUAGUCUGUUUGCUCUUACCACAUAAGGAGAGUACCAAAAAUUCAACAGGGGUGAAAUAUUUGGUGUUAAUAGCAUGUAUGUUUUUUAGAUAAGAUAAUAUUUAGAUGCAUUGUUUGAGUUAUUUUUUCCAUUGUUAACAGGUGACAUUGUUCAUAUUGCUCAUUCAUUAUUUUUUUCCAACCACUAUCAUAAACCACUGCAUACCCGCUCCAUUAUGAGCAUGACAUCUGUAAUGAUAUGUUAGGAUUACAACACGGCUUGUGUUUAUAAACCAAAAUGGUUUGGUAAGCACAGCAUGUUUGCGUCAAUGAAAGACACCGUGUCAGGUUCAUCUCUUCUGUGAGCUUCUCUCAGCAUAAACAUUGCAUUGGAUGUGCAUUGUAUGCUAAUUAAAAUGGAUCACCUCUGAAAGGUUUAUGUCGAUACUGGCCACAAUUUCAAGUGCAGCAUUAAAAAAAACCCCUCAGGCAACUAGUCAAGUCUCCAUCAAGAGGUUUCUGUGCCACAUCCAUUAGAGACUAUGUUCAGAAAACAAGCGUUCCUCCAGGGGACGGCUUCCCAAGAAAGCUCCUGAUUCUGAAUAUAGUUCAAUUUAGAUGCAAAAAAGCUCUAGCUGUGUGAGGCCCUGCUCCUUUUGCUGUUAUUUCCAUACAGCACAGACAAAACACUGCUGCCUGUGCACUGAAUAAAACUAGCAGCUCGCGACUCGCUGCUAUUGGAGAUCUGAAGCUUGCAGAAUAAUAUGUGACAGCUUUCUGGUGAUGCCUGGUGGAAAUGAGGGGUUAUGAUCAAAAUCUUUCGGAAACCAUAACAACUGAUCUUGGCAAGGCUCUAACAUUAUUGCAGGGUCUGUUGAGAUCUGGCCAUUUGUAGUGUGGAAUCUAGGUAGAGUGGGGCAGAUGGGGAUUUGGGAAAGUAUUCCCUGGUGUAAAGGGAGUGUUUCUCAGGGUCAAGGUCCUUUUCCCACAGUUCUUUAUAGACUUGUGUCUUUUCACAGAUGCAUUUGGCGCCAUGCAGAAGAGAGAAAAAUGCUGUUGAAGUUUGUUUACUGGUUGGUCAGAGGGCAGAGUGUUUAGAUUGGAGUUUUUCCAUCGUUCCGAUUUCUGCAAGGGAGGCUGAAAGGCCUGCUUGAGAAAAUGCACAGUUCGGUGUGAUCGUCAAUGAAUCAUGCUUUACACACAUUGUGUGAUAGUAACCACACAAUACAAAAGUAAACAAAUCAUUUUAAACAAGUCCAUUUAGUGUUUUAUUUGUUUUUGACAGCCUGCACUCUUGAAAUCUUAUUUGCCAAGUCUCAAGCUGUUGUUACAACAAUAUGAUCUAUUAAUUAUUUAUUGCCCUUUUAUUUAGGAUGUGCUCAUUUAAUUUUUUUGGCACAUGCACAUUCCUCAGCUGCUUUUGCGGGCUGUGGACACUCCCGCUCAUAACUCAUAUUGGGCCUUAUCUAUUCAGUCUGAUAUGGUUUGGAAAGUGUGCAUGCAGAGUUUCACUGCAAGCAUUCGGAUUUGCAUGGCAGGUGAGUGAAAAAUCUGAAAACUGCUCCCUGCAACUUAUUUAAAACUCGGGCAUUGCCAUAGUAACUGCUUAUCUGUUCUUACCCAGCGAACAUCUAUAAAUGGAGAGCGGUUUUCCUGUGAUUCACAUGAUCCUUUUGAGGUAAUGCAGGAUGCUCAAGUGAAAUGCAAAAGCGCAUGCCGCAGGUUUACGUACAGCUAAUGAGGUGAGUCUGUCUUACUUAGAGGAGGCUUUCAUAAACUGGAAAUAGAUAUCAUCUGAGCUGGUGAAUGAUGGACAUCUAUUUGGUGCUGCAGAGUUGUUUGACUAAUGACAAUCUGUCUAGAUUACUAGUUAGCUUGAUUACUGUUUUGUACAAAUCAGUACAAGGCUAAGCUCCUGUCUCUUGAGAACAUUUUGGCUGGUUUAGUAAGUUGCUGACAUAUCUAAUUAUUUUAGCUCUGCUGCAAAAACAAGCCAUCAUGGGAGCACACCUGACGUGAAGCCUGUGCCAAAAGUAGGCCUCCUAAAAUAACUUUGGACCAAACCUUUGGUCAAAAACAGUAUGUGAAAAGAAUAGCAUGUCCGAUUUCUCAAUAUACGUAAAAGAGUAAAGCAACAUAACUGAUAACUGUUACGCACAUUCAUACAAUAGAACAUCUAGUUUUUUAAUAGUUGUGAAGUACUUAACUAUUUAAAAAGGGGACUUCUCAAAGACUAUGACAUUUUGGACCAGCCAUUUGUAGUGGUAUCUGAAAUCACAGUGCACAUUGUCGAGUAAACUUGUUCAAUUGUGCAGUAACAAGUAUAUGACCAAUGUGUACUCAAUGGCAAGUCUCAAAAGAAUACUUGAAUGAAUGAAUUCCUGUAUCUCAGCAGAAGAUAGCAUCUGCCGGCCGUCUGCCACACUGAGUGUUUUCUUUUUUCUUUUUCAUUCACUUUUUUUCAAGUGUAUUGUGUUAGUGGAGUAAUAGGGAGGAAUGAAUGAGGUUAUAAGGAGAGCUUUCUAAUGAAUAGCGGGUUAACAUUCUGAUAAAUACAGUAUGUGUGUUCUAUGUGUUUCUAUGCUUAUGACAUCAUACAGAUUCCAGAAAGGCACAUGCUUUGUGACUGACAGGUUGGUAAUAAGCUUAGGAACAUGUUUAAACAAACAUUUCAAACAGAAUAGAUGACAUAAUGGAAUCAGAAUUGUCUUAUCUUGUCUCUUGUGAUGGUACAGGUUUACUUGAUUGUCAGUCAGACAGUGGAGAUCAUUGUUUUGUCAGUGUACUGUAGUUUCAGAACUGAAUUGUCCCACAUGCUGCGAACAAGAUGCACAGUGAGCUGGGUGGCCGUUUCCACAAGGCCAUGCCACUAACUUAUGUUUGAUGCAAAUGACAAAACUGUCCUUUCAAACUCAAAAAUGUGUAUUCCUUUCAUUGACUUGCAAAGUAAUCUAAUCCUCAGCCUUGUUUCGUUCUAAAACAAUACCAAACUAGGGCUUGUGGCAUGUUUACAGGGUUCCCAGCGACAGAUCUUUCUCAUAAAGGCUACAUUAUGCACAUUUCUGGAGAGGAGCCCAUUGCCUGAGCUCCUUCACGCUCACAGUGGGACGUGUUUCCUCGGGGUAGCUCUGGUGUCAUUUCACAGGCCUGUAGCAUGUGGAAUGCAGCAGGAUGAGUAUGUGCUAAACGGCCAAUCACUGUCCGCCGCUCUAACACUGCGCUCUUGUGUACAGUACUCGGGCAUGGAAGCAAAGACAUUCUUCCAGUGCCAGCAGUGCUGCCAAGAGUUCCACAGGACAAUUAGAAAGGAAGGAGGGCAAAAUUUGAGAGAGAACGAGAACAAAGCUAUUGUGUGGCUUUGGUUGUAUGCCUUUCUUAUUGCUCUACUUGAAUGGCAGAGAACCUUUGUAGUUUUUUUACUUUAUUUAUAAGGCCAUGUUAAAUGUUUUAUGGAAGGCGUUGCCUCUAACAGUGGGAAUCAGUCUCCUCUGGCACAAUUCUGCUGUGGGUAAAGGAUGCUAAAUUGGGAUUUUUGAACUUUACAUUGACUAUGAGAACUGAUAGAAUGCCAGUAAAUGUUCCUUUCUUUUUUAUUAUGGAAAGAGGCUGCACUAGGUCCAUGUGAACAGCAAGCAUGUGGAAUAGUAAUAUCAGAGGGUUGCCGCCCCAUUUCCUUGUUUACUUUCUUUCUGAGCAUCACCACCAGUGAAGAACACAAUGACCGGUGGAUACUAAGCUAUUUAGCACAUGCAAGAGGUUGCAGGGUUAUUAUAGUUAACUGAAACUAAAGCCAUUACAAAUUGAACUUGAAAUAAAAUAAACAUGAACUUAAAUCAAACAGCAGUCAUACUGUGAUGAUCAUGCUGAAUUUCUGACACUGUCAGAAAAUUAUUUUAGGUGGAAAUAUGUGAAAAAAUAUCAAACCAUUAAUAAAAACUACAACAGAAUCUCAAUGGUACUAAAAUAACACUAGGGUUUGUUUGCUGCUUCUGUGGAGUAUGACCUCCUUCUAUCAUCUCGUUGGCCACAAUACUUUAAAUCAUGCUUGGACUAGAAGGAAACAAACCCUAAUAGGAUUCCUAAAUCAUUUGUUGUUUUUCUCUCCAUCCCCAUACAGCCUCAUUGGUCGUUGGACAUGUGAAAUUGUUGUUGUUUAGAGCCUUCCAGCAGCUGUGGAACGGACAGGGGUCGCAACAGUCGGCCCUCCUCAUCGUGUCAGUGGGAAAGUGCUCUCCAUGCAUUCGUUUGCUCUUUCUUCACCCUAAUGGCUCCGCUGCUCUGUGGGGGGAACAGAAAUCAUAAAUCAGAUCUGUCCCUAGGGGAAAGUGAGAGGACAGAAAACAAGCAUGAAAACUUUCAUCACGUUCCAUAAAUGCGGGUCAUGGCGGCUGCUAGGGUUGUUUAUGAACGCUACCUCCAUCCGACACUGAUGGGCCCGAUACCGGGAUGGCUUUUAGUCAGUUGUGGUUUAUUGAUUGCUGGAUAAGAGUGGAUGUUAUCUCAGACUGAGGCCAUGCUGAGGUGGUCCGUGGGUGUUGAGAUGGAGCUCAGGGUGGCUGUUAUCCGUUCUGCCUUGCAGGCUAGUACGCACAAUUCCAGUGCAUGUACAACCAGUAAUGACACCCCUGUGGACCAUAGAAGAGCCACACAGACCGACGGGUGAAACGAGGAAAACAAGCCUUUGUAGCCUAGCUCUGACAUUUCAGUCUCAUGUUGUGAGAAAGUAAUAAUCAGGUUAAACAUUACAAAUGUCAUCACUGUGGGAACUUGGAAUUAUAAAUGUUAAUUUGGCUGUUAAUGUCUAGAUUUGUGUACAUUGCUUAUUUGGAUUUAAAUUUAGGAUGAAAUGCUUUAUGCUGAAGGCCUCAUGGAUAGUUUACCAGAUGAAUAUCUAGCUUUAUAUGGAAGAGAAGUUUACAUUUUUGCCCAAAACAGCUAUACCCUGUCAAGGACUGCUGUCGAAUGCUGAUGUGUUUCCUGUAAAAGUCAGUGCUACGUUUUCUUGAAAUGUAAAUGCAAAAUACAACCUCAUUACUGUGAGACUAGUAGGCAGAAAGCUGACGUUUGUUUGCCUGCCAGCAAUAAACUGAGCUCAGGCUUAUUUUUUGGAAAGAUCUUAAUGGUUGUUCCUUGGAAAACGCCCUGAUAGUGGGUGGGGUCCCAAAUAAGGAACACACUGUUACAUGAAGGUUGCAACAUGUCGAUAUGACUGUAAUAUCAAUGCUUGGCUGCUAAUCAGGGAAAAGUGCUAUGCUAAACAUGCCUGAUUUCACAAAUAAUGUCAUGUUUAUGAUACCUUGUGCUAUCAAAGCCUAUAGGGCUUUUGUGCAAAUGGUUAUGUGCAUUAUUUAAAAGACCUUGGGUCCAAACCUGAUUAGUAUUUAGCUGCUUGUGGUCUUAUUUUCAAUCUAUUUAUUCUGCUGCAUUGCUAAAACACAAUGACACACUUCCUUCAGGCUGCGUUUAAGUAGUUUCCAUGGCUACAAACGCUCUUGCAGCUGGAUGGGCAAAAUGAGCAGAGAGCAUGGACAAUAAUGUACUCCCAAUCACCCCUCCUUCUCUCUUUCUCCGCUCUCUCCCUAAAGGUCUUGUUUUGGCACGAUAGGGGGGGAUUUUGGGGACUUUUAUGCUGCAUUUAAGAGUAGAGGAAGUUUGACUGCACAGAUGUUGCGCCCCGGCACAGGUGUGGCCUAACUGGAGCGCUCUGGAGGAGCUGAAAUGAAGAGAUGAACAGAUAAAAACACAUCUACAGGCAUAGGGAGGGAUGGUGGGUUACUGAGAAGAUCUAAGAUGGGAGAUUCCCAGGUGAAGCUUUGGUCAGAAAGCCUUUGGUAAAUACAUCAAGAGCCUGUCAGGUUCUUUUGACAACGUAAGGUAGGAAUAUGAAUUCUCUCUGGACUGCGAGAGCUGCGUUGUGCUAGAGCUGGACUCAAAAGAAACAGGUGGCUUUCACAUUGGAUUCCUGAACAUCUGAUUCUGGUCGGGAAAGCAAGAUAAAGACAGAGAGAGAGGCCUGAACAUCUGCUGAACACAUCAGCGGAAGGCUAUCAGCAGGUGGGCUGUAUGCUGUGGCUUUGGAGACAGAGCCAGAGGACUACUUUAUGCCCACAGGCCUCGGCUGUCCAAAGUGGGGGAUGAUCUGGAACGCUGCACACAGGCCUAUCAUUAGGCCAUCGGGGCCCAUGCUAAGGAAUGGAUAGUUUUGCUACUAAAUGUUAGUGUAAAUUCCCUUUAACUAUGGGUCAGCAGUGAAGGAUUGGUCUGGAAAUCCUUUUUUUCCUCGGAAUCAGCUAAAGAAAAGGAACUUUUAUUUGCUUUUUAGGAUUUAUAUAAUUUGAUGUUUUUAAAUGAAUGUCUACAAAGCAUUUAGCGCUUUUAGGUGACUAGCGGUAUAUUACAAAGCAGACUUUUGGAUUUAUGAACAAACAAAGACCAUGGCGGCUACCUAUCGCAUUGUGGUCAGCAGUAUUAACUGUUAUAACAGCGUUGUGAUUGACCGUCGUGUCCAGCACACUGUACACUACUGUAAUGGGCCCUGUGGUGCAAUAAAACAUGGACUGAACUGCACAGUGGCUCACCGCAGCACUUGUGCUGAACUUCUUGACACCCCCAUAUCUAGAACUUGCUCUGACCGGCCCAUCAGCCUUCAUGAGUCCAAAACGAUGGAGCAUGGUGCUUUCUGUGAUGACUACCACCAGGUCGUUCCCAAAGUUAAGAAAGGAUCUGCCAUUCAAACCUCAGCAAGCCUCAAGGAUAUUACAGGGGAAGCUAUCAACCUGGCCAGUGGCAAAAUCAAGGAGUUUUCAUUUGAGAAAAUCAAAUACUCUACCAGCCAUGUGACUUUCAGAAAGGGCCGUAAGGUUCGGCCGGACUCCUUCAGCAGGAGGUCCACUGAUCUAGACAUCAUCUAUGGCCAGUUUGCAGGCAAUGAUGAGAACUGUCCUCCAUUCGGCCUGUUUCAGAAAUCUGUACUCGAAGAGCAUAAGCUAAGUCGCAGUGCAUCCCUAGAGCAGAACUUAAACAAUGUGGCCACACUAUACCUGAACAGCCUCACAGAGGAGAACCUUAUUACCCGCAUACUGGAGAAGACCAAGGCAGACAGCAGUGCCUCGGGAGAAGACAUAAAAGCCUGUCUGGACAUUCUCCUCAAGUGCUCAGAAGAUCUGAAGAAGUGCACGGACAUCAUCAAACAGUGCAUCAAAAGGAAGUCGAUGGGUGGAAGCAGCGACGAUGCUGGGAACCCUGAAGUCAUUUAUAAAAAUGUGAUGGCUCGUUUAUCCAACUACCUAAAGAGGCUUCCUCUUGAGCUGGAACAGGGGCAAAGUGUGAGGCAGGAGCACAGUGAGCUUGCCGAAUUAGUCAACAGCAUACAUGGGCUGCAACAAAUCCCUUUCUCCCCCAUCUUUGGAAAUGAGCAGCCUCCACGCUAUGAGGAUGUUGUUCAAUCUCCUCCGCCCACAAAGCCUCGAAUGAAACCCUCCCAUCCAGAACCUCCUGAAGGCUCUAGGGAUCUUGCAAGCAGUUUGAAACCCAUUCAGAGCCCCUCGGGUUUGCCAGCACGUACAGCUCCAUCAACUAAUGGGUUCCCACAUGGCAGCUUGCCUUCGACCUCCAGUAGUGGUUCAGCAUCUUAUAUCUGCCACCACACAGUCUCAGCCAGCCGACCGGACACAUUUUCUUCAACAAACUCUCUCUUGUCUAACAGUAGUGAAAACCUCUGUAAGGAUGCCAUGGAAGCUCUGUAUAUUGAGGAGGAGGAUUUGGAUUUGGGAAGGAUGCCGGACAGGGCAGUUAAAGGGGAUGGGAAGCACAGUUGUAGUAUUUCAGAGUCCAGACCAUUCUCCAAAAGACCCACUGGCUACUCCGAGCCUAAUAGUGUUGUUUCAGAUAAACUCCAUGAACUUAGUAGAAAUGGAACUGUGUUCAAGCCUAAAAACGACUCAGUGGUCAACCAGAUGUACUUGCCAAAAAGCACAGAUUCCAGACUGUUUCCUAGAUCAACCUCACACGUUAAUAAAGGGGGAUCCGAUGACAUUGAUAAAUUGCUGAUGGACCUGGAGUGUCUUUCCCAGAACAUGCAAAAAGAGCCCCCACUGCCCCCUAAACUUAAAAACUGUGCCCAGCAGACAGGUUCCCCCCAACAUUUGAUUGGUAACUCGGUGGCUAACGAUCUACCAGUGGCGGGUUUGUCUGGACCCUCGAUGACUAAGCCCUCUAAAACAGGGGUUGAGGCCACCGAAGAAGAUGAUGGAGCUCUGCUUCUCAGGAUUCUUGAGAGCAUUGAGAGCUUUGCUCAGGAGCUAGUAGAGAGUGGAGCUGGUAGAGGAACUCAGUCUAAGGAGCGAGAGGUCAUGCGACUUCUUCAGGACACGCUAGCCAGCACCAAAGCAGAGGUGGCCCCGCUCCCACUGCCUGUACCUCAGCCUGAGACUGCAUCUACACCAGCACAAACACCUAAAUGCACACCUGCCCCAACACCCUCAAGUGCACAUCCUGCUGUACAAACCCCUGCUUCUACUGUAAGGGACACCAGCUCAACGCUUCUCAUUCAACAGACGCCCGAAGUCAUCAGGAUCCAGCCUGAGAAGAAACCUGGAACACCUCCUCCAGCUCUAGCACCUGCACCCUCCUCGCCGACCCCACGGCCGCCCAGCCCUCCGCCAGCCAAAGUAGUGGCCACUCCCCCACCCUCCUCCAUAAACAUUCCACGCUUCUACUUCCCCAAAGGCCUUCCAAACUGUGCAGCCAACUAUGACGAGGCCAUUGCCAAAAUCGAGGCGGCCUUCACGGAGUUUGAGGAGGAGAAAGCUGACAUUUAUGAAUUGGGGAAGAUUGCAAAGGCUUGCGGGUGCCCCCUCUAUUGGAAAGCACCAAUGUUUAUUUGCGCUGGUGGAGAGAGGACAGGUUUUGUUUCUGUCCACUCAUUCAUCGCAACAUGGAGAAAGUUAUUACACAGCUGCUAUGAUGAUGCAUCCAAAUUUGUUUACUUGCUUGCCAAACCAGGCUGCAGUUACCUAGAACAAGAAGAUUUCAUCCCUCUGUUACAGGACAUCGUGGACACUCAUCCAGGGCUGACAUUUUUAAAAGAUGCUCCUGAAUUCCAUUCCCGGUACAUCACAACAGUGAUUCAAAGAAUAUUUUACACAGUUAAUCGCUCUUGGACAGGCAAAAUCAACAUGACAGAGCUCAGGAGAAGCAACUUCCUCCAGACUCUCGCGCUGCUGGAAGAAGAGGAUGACAUCAAUCAAAUCACAGAUUAUUUCUCUUAUGAGCACUUUUAUGUCAUUUACUGUAAGUUCUGGGAGCUGGACACUGACCAUGACCUCUUCAUCGACCCCAAGGAUCUGGCCAGGUACAAUGACCAUGCUUCAUCAAGCAGAAUCAUUGAGAGGCUGUUCUCAGGAGCUGUCACAAGGGGAAACUCAGUCCAGAGAGAAGGAAGAAUGAGCUAUGCUGAGUUUGUUUGGUUCCUCAUUUCAGAGGAGGACAAAAAGAAUCCCACAAGUAUAGAGUACUGGUUCCGCUGUAUGGAUAUGGAUGGAGAUGGUGUUCUGUCCAUGUUUGAACUGGAGUUUUUCUAUGAGGAGCAGUGCGAACGCAUGGAGGGGAUGGGCAUUGAACCACUGCCUUUCCAGGAUCUCCUGUGCCAGAUGCUGGACUUAGUUAAACCAGAAUGCCCAGGUAAAAUCACUCUACGAGAUCUGAAGCGCUGCAGGAUGGCACAUAUUUUCUAUGACACAUUCUUCAAUCUGGAGAAGUACCUGGACCAUGAGCAGAGAGAUCCCUUUGCAGUGCAGAAGGAUUUGGAAAGUGACGGUCCAGAGCCCUCCGACUGGGACAAGUAUGCUGCCGAAGAGUAUGAGAUUCUUGUGGCAGAGGAGACAGCCAAUGAACAGCUACGAGAGGGAUCUUUUGACGACGAUUACGAGUCAGAUGAGCUCACGGUCUCCUCAGACAUUGGAAAUAAAAUGGAUAAGCUGGUCAUAUCUGAUUUAUCGGCAUAA